Messenger RNA from Chelmon rostratus (copperband butterflyfish), 2362 nucleotides. RefSeq names its product Bardet-Biedl syndrome 12 (gene bbs12). Gene Ontology annotation, molecular function: ATP binding. Gene Ontology annotation, biological process: photoreceptor cell maintenance; chaperone-mediated protein complex assembly. The transcript is spliced from 2 exons. NCBI's taxonomy places the organism in Eukaryota, Metazoa, Chordata, Actinopteri, Chaetodontiformes, Chaetodontidae. Bases 110 to 2038 code for a protein of 642 amino acids. The record is from RefSeq and is a predicted model, not a curated record.
AAGCGCAUGCGCAGUGGUUAAUCGUUUGAGCUGGGACAGCCGGGAAGUGGACGCUACGUGUGGGAGCAUAUACAAUAUCAUACAUUAUUAAAUUAAGGUACCGCAAGUAAUGCUGGGAAGUAUUAUUUUAAACCAUCGACAACAUGUUGGACUGCAGAAGCUCUCAGCGCUGGCAGGAAUCACACAUUCCUCUUUGGGCCCCAAUAAAAAGUACAAGUUUAUCCAAGAUGACACGAGUGGGGAGUCAGCUCUUGUUUGCUCGUGCUUACGCAUCUUUGAGAACCUGGAGCUAACCUGCGCGGUGGGUCACCUGGUUUAUGAGACUAUUCAAGCCCACCAGAAAGUCUAUCACACAGGGUCGGGAUGUCUGCUGUUUCUCGCAGGAGCGUGGAGUCGCGCUGCUUUGGAGUGCCUUCAGAGAGGAAUUUCAAUAGCACACAUCAUCUCGGCUAUGUCUGAAGGGAUGGCUAUAUGCUUGGAUGUUUGCAAGAAAAGCAGUGUCUCAAUUGAGGCUCUUGGUGUGGAGCAAUCAGAGAGCUGCACUUCAACGUCUCAUCGUUUUGGACAUCACCUGUCAAAGAAACCCACUGUGGAAGCUUCACAGGCAUUAGGCCACAUGCAAGAGACUACAAAAGUUGGUCACGAGACUCUAAACAGCAGUAGACAUAGGAAAAUAAAGUUUAGCAGACAUUUUUGUGAGGCCAAGUCUGAAAAUGUCUCCACCCUUCUGCAACCUAAUCAGCCUGACAUUGCACACAUUGCUGAGGGACUGAGUCACGGUUGUAUUGAUGCGAUGAAUUUAGUAGUCGAAGCCAGCCGAAUACAGUCAAAGAAUAAUCCACAGGGUAUCAGAUGUUCCACUUUUGAUGUCACUAAAGUGGUGACUUGUGUGAUACCUGGUUUACCAGAGGAACAUGCAUGUGUUUUACCAGGCUGCAUUGUUCUCUUAACUGCUGAACAGACAGCAGUUGCACAUCACUUAAAAGAGCAGCACUUGAAGGUUGCUCUUAUUAAUGGAGAUUUAUCACAUACCUAUCGCCAUCUUGGCUUUAAUAGGCCAACAGGAAUACAAUGUGUGAGUGACCAGUCGGACUUGUCAAGUUCCAGCAAAGAAGAAGAGUGGAUAGCAAAGGUUGUGACACUUCUGUUAAAGCUGGAAGUGAACCUGAUAUUAGUCAGUGGGCUUGUUAGUGAGAAAGUGAUUCUACGCUGUUGUAGACAUCAUAUACUUGUGGUGGAAAAAGUGAAGGCUUCAGUUUUGAAGGCAUUCGCUAAUACAACAGGAGCUGUUCCAGUGACUUAUGCUACACAGUUGAGUAAGCACUGUGUUGGCAUUGGGGUGAAGGUUGUGAUAUGGAGGGAUCUCAGCAGCCAUGAGAGGAAGCCAUCAGCAACUGUGAAUAUUUCUACUGGUGAGAACAGUGAAUUGGUCACAGUGAUCUUCACAAGCUGUGUUCAUGGCAAGCUGCAGGCCCUGGAGGAUCAGUUUUGGGCAUGUGCUUAUCGUUUACAUAACAUGCUGAAAGACAAAGUCCUCCUGCCGGGCGCUGGAGUGACGGAAAUGCUUUGUAUUCAUCGCCUUCAAGAGCGAGCAGAGCACCAUGUCCGUUAUCACAGAGAGAGGAACGGGGAGCAGCAAUUUAAAGCAGUAACAGCUAAUCCCUACAGGGGUAUAGUGUUGCAUCUCAUGGCAGAUGGCUUAAUAGAUUAUGUAUCCACUGUAAUGGUUAACACUGGAAGGAUGUCAAAAGUCAAAGCCAGGACUGCAGUGAGUCAACAACUCCAGGAAUAUAACGAUAUUGUAGGCAUUGAUGCAAAGUUCUCACAGCUUUUCUCAGCAGGUGAGCAAGAUGACAAUGGAGUUUUCUCAAGCAUAAAGUCCAGUGAAGCACCAUCAGUAAAAAUCUACGAUAAUCUGAGUGUGAAGCAGGAAGCAUGGAGGAAAGCCUUAGAUCUGGUUUUUCUGGUCUUACAGGCUGAUGCAGAGGUCAUCACAGGCAUUGACCAAAAACACAAUGAAAAUCUGAAGCUGUUAUGAUGAUAAUUGACUUCUGGAAGUUUUUUUUAUUAUUAUUUAGACAGCAGAAAUGUAUUUAAAAUGUGCUUUCUUUUUAUAAGUGGCAUGACGUUAAUGAUAGAAAAAAAGUGUUUUUAUAUUCUUUGUUUUGUUGUCAUCAAUAAAUAGCCAAAGGACAAUAUUUAAACAAUUCAUUUUAAUGAGGCAAUACUUCUUACUUGCCACCACUUGGGGGAGACAAACGAUUAUAUGACACUGUUGUCAGUCUGCUGCUUUUUCUGUAAACUGCUGCUCAUAAAUUGGUUCUGCAUUCUGAUAUUGCCAAUAAAUGGAGUGCAAAGGUGA